Bufo gargarizans (Asiatic toad) is the source of this 6385-nucleotide messenger RNA. RefSeq names its product lysocardiolipin acyltransferase 1 (gene LCLAT1). The transcript is spliced from 6 exons. Gene Ontology annotation, molecular function: acyltransferase activity. Gene Ontology annotation, cellular component: endomembrane system. Lineage: Eukaryota; Metazoa; Chordata; Amphibia; Anura; Bufonidae. Bases 199 to 1326 code for a protein of 375 amino acids. The record is from RefSeq and is a predicted model, not a curated record.
UACGUAAUAUGUCCUGCGACGUGAUGACGUCAUUCAGCCCAGAGGGGUGGAACGAGACGAGGAGCGCUGCUCGUUAACCCUCUCCUCUCCGGAGCGUGCCCCUGGAUGGGGUCAUCAGCGUGCUGCGGGAGGAGGCAGGGCGGGGGCACACCCGAGUGACACAGAGCCGGGCACACCGGCGGCAGCAGCAGCAGAGCCAUGGUGUCAUGGAGAGGAGUUUACUUUGUCUGCAUCUUGUUCCUGGCAAGUUUUUUUGGGAGCAUUUUCAUGCUUGGACCAUUUUUGCCUUUCAUGUUUGUGUCUCCGAGCUGGUACCGGUGGAUGACUGAUCGGAUCGUGGCAACGUGGCUGACCCUCCCUGUGGCUGUGCUGGAGCUCGUAUUUGGUGCCAAAGUUGUUAUAACGGGAGAUGGAUUUAUUCCGGGAGAAAGGAGUGUUAUAAUAAUGAACCAUCGGACCAGACUGGACUGGAUGUUCUUAUGGAAUUGCUUGUUAAGAUACAGUUAUCUCAGGCUGGAAAAAAUCUGCCUCAAAUCCAGUCUUAAAGCCGUCCCGGGAUUUGGUUGGGCCAUGCAGGUCGCCGCCUUCAUUUUUAUUCGCAGGAAGUGGGAAGAAGACAAGAGCCAUUUUGAAGCCAUGCUGGAUUACUUCUGCGACAUCAAGGAACCGCUGCAGCUUCUCAUCUUUCCAGAGGGAACUGACCUGACAGAAAAUACCAAAGCCCGCAGCCAUGAGUUUGCAGAGAAGAAUGCCCUUGAGAAGUAUGAAUACGUCCUCCACCCGCGUACUACGGGGUUCACCUUCAUCGUGCAUCGCCUGAGAGAAGGAAACAACCUUGAUGCCAUCCAUGACAUAACCGUGGCCUACCCUCACAACAUUCCUCAAACUGAGAAACACAUCCUCAAUGGCAACUUCCCCAAGGAGAUUCACUUCCACGUCUGUAGGUAUCCUGUAAGUAGCCUGCCCGCCUCUAAGGAGGACCUCCAGCUCUGGUGCCAGGAACGCUGGAAGGAGAAGGAGGAGCGGUUGCGAACCUUCUACGAAGGGGAAAAGUACUUUGACGUCACAAGACGCAGCCGCAUCCCUCCUUGCAAAUCAGAACUCAGGGUGCACUUGAUAAAGUUUGCUUCGUUGCUGUACUGGACAUCCUUCAUUGUUGUGUCCUUUUACUUCAUCUACCUGUACAGCAUUGUCCGGUGGUACACCCUCAUCAUGAUCGUCAUCUUUGUCCUUCAGGAAAAGUACUUUGGUGGACUUGAGCUUAUCGAGCUGGCACUCCACCAAUAUCACACCACCCAACGAGUCGCAGCAGGCAAACAAAAAUAAUAUGGGGCUGUCUCUUUAUGAUACUUUUGUACUAUCUACCCUAUUGUGCAUGUCAACCAAGUAACCAGAGACUCUUCAGAUGGUCGAAACUUGUAGUUCACCAGCUCCUGGACUGCCUAUGGUUGCCUACACUUCAUGAAAUCCUUUGGAGGGGGGGGGUGGAGCCUGUUAGUUGGAACCCUUGGCCACCCCUCUAGGUAGAGUCUUCAGAACUGGUCAAAGAUUUGCAAAACUUUGACUUGUUUCUUUAUUGAUUUCAGUGGAGUCAGGUCUGGAAGAUCUUAAGAGUCUAGUUAAAUGGUUGACCUUCACCAAGGGGAUUUGGGCUCUAAUUUCUUGUACAGUCGGUGGCUUGUAUAUUAAGACCGUCCGAUGAAAGUUGGAAUUUCCUUAUACAUAUUUCCAGGUAUCCUUACUGUUGUAUUUUUAAGUAAUAUUUUACCCGUCUUCAUAGGAAAAACAUCAUCUUGCAUCACGCCAUGGGUGAAUACAGCAUACUGUAUGACUGAAUGUAUUUAAAGGGUUAAACUGUUGUGCAUUUUUACUGGAUUCUCCCGUAAAGUACCUGGGAAAUCCCCAAAUUGUGUGUUUUACCUGGAAGUUUUUGUGUUAUCUGGUCUGUAGACAAUCAGAAGUUUUCUUUAUAGUGUAUCUGUUCGUGCACAAUUGUUUACCUUUAAUAUUUAAUUUUUUUUAAGUGAAAGCCCCCCCCCCCCCCAUAAAGAAUAACAGCCAAUUUGCAGGAGAAAUGCCCAUCAUAAAUGUAUACAGUUGUGUCUAUUGACCUAAAACCAAGUUUUGUGGGGUUGUCUUGGUGUUAAAAAUCAAGCAGAGCUUCACUAGAGAGGUACAAUUUACAUUCGAGAGGGAGAUUAUUUUUUUCCCGCUGCGACCCCUUUAAGGACUGGCGCACCAAGGUGUGAGCUGAACCAUUUCAGUUUUCGAGCACUUCAUCCUAAGAGCAUCCUUUUCUGGACAAUAAAUGCCGUAAAGUGAGGAGUGCUCUAGAGAAAUCAAUUGAGUAAAAAUAUUAUAUGCGAAACUGAUGACAGUUGGUUGGGUUUCUCUCCGUGGACCCUCACAACUGACCUUGUACUGGCAAACUAGAAAGCAGGUCCAAAACCGCCUAGAACUAGAAAAGAAUGUCUCUGUGAUACACCUAGGUGGAUUGGCUGGUCUUUCCAACUAAUGGAAAAAGUUGACCAGAGCUGAAAAAGUUUGUAGAACUUCGAGACUAGUUGACACCAAGGCAGUGGAAUUGACCUUGAGAAAUAAGCGUUUACCAACCAUACUGUUUCCUUCCUGGAAUAACCCACCAAAAUAUUGUAGACCCACCAUUCUAGGUAAGCUCUGCUUGGUUAAUACUCAACUGUGAAAUGUUUUAUGAUUCAUACAAUCUCAUAUUCUGUUGGGAAUGUCCUACUGGUCAUAGAAUUUUUGGUUGUCUUUUGUCCUUGCGGAUUGUUUGUCUGAGAUCAACUGUUUGGACCACUGUGAUCUUUUCUUAUUUAGUCCAUCCUAAAGAUGAUGUAUGGGAACCUAUAACUUGACAAGUCUUUCAAAACUAAAAGACUCAUCUUGGGCCUGAUAUUUUCAGUUGUCCGGGUCUUUCUAAAUCUCCACCGUCCAAGCCGUGGCCCUGGAGUCACGUGUUGCACUUCAAAGGCUUAUCAAUGGCCCCAUUUAUGGAUAAUCAUUUUUAGCUCUGCUUCCUCCACUAAGGUCCAUGCUACUGUUCUUGAAAAUGCCUCAAAAAUGAUACCACUCAAUCAGAGGCUUAACAUCUAUAAGGCCAAUGCUAAUAAACUGGACACGAAUAUAUUUUUUAUAUGACCGGUGCUAUUAAAUUAGGUCAUGUUCACAUGUGUUUUGGCGAUCCGGCAGCCUGAUCCGAUGCAAAUGAUGGCUGUCGGCAAUGUUUUUUUGUAUGGCCGAAACCUGGCAUUUAUGCUGGAAACCAAAUUGAUUUGUGCCAGCGGUGAAGUAGUGUGAGAUCCGGAAGGCUGCUCUAUGCUGGAACAGCCUGCUGGAUCUCCAAAUGGAGAUGUGACCGUAGCCUUACUUUAAUCGGACAUCCAGAAAUGCUGUUGGGCCAGUAUUCGUUUCGAUUAGAGAUCUUGAUCAGAACCAGAAGACUGAUUACGAGAUCCUUACACGUUAUUAAUAUACUUUUUUAAUCAGCAAUUAAGUCCAGUAAUUAAUGGAUCAAAAAAAUUGUAUUCUAAGUCGUAAAUCGUCAGUAUAGUCUUCAUUGCGUUUCGGGCUAUAUAAAUGACAUUUUGAGAAGAGAGUACAAAACGGGGUGAAACUUUUUUUAUCCAUUACGUAUUGCAAAUAUGAGGAACAAUGUCUGUUUAGGACUGCACAGUGUAUUUAAAUUUAUUGAUGCCUAUCUUUGAGACAAGACAGAUUAUGGAUAGUUCCCAAAUUAAAGAUGGUUCUUCUGGACAUGCCGCCUCGACAGGAAAUUUUAACACAUUUCUCAUUCUUCUGCUCCAUUGAUUUUGAUGAAGAUUGAGGUUUCUCAAUUUCCUAUCAAACAAAUCUGUCUAAAAUAGUUUGAACUAGGGAGGUCUGAACCCCAACAGUAACGUUUUCUGACAUGUCGGAGGCAUGGAUUUAGCAUGGCCUUCCCUCUCUAGGAGUGAUAUCUUGUCCUAUUUUGGAAGCAGCCUUGUCUCCCCUCUCUGGCGGCUUUCAGGAAACUUUCUCUGAGAUAAAUUGACUGUUUACAAAACCUUUAGUUUCCUACGGACUUCCUUUCUUCCUCUGGCAGUUCACUUUCCAAAGAGAAACCUUUGGUGAGAAAUGAACUGAGGUUCGUGAGUGAUAUUCAUGGUUCUUCUUCCUCAUUAUUACGGGUCAUUACCCAUGAGAUCACAAUGUUUUUGUAAAUAAUCAUCUCAAGUUUAUAGGUAGGAAUAGGAGCUCUCUUCUGGACCAUGACCAGGAAAAUUAGCCAUCAGCUUCUUGGUGCUGACCAUCCAUCCAUUACAUUUUCAGAAGGUGAUGGGCAUCAUUAUUUAAGCGGGAAAAAUAGGGGUUGACUAGUGACUCAUUCAGGGCAAUGCAGCAAUGACUCCAUGAGCUACCGGUUGAUUACAAUGGGUACAUUUUCAUAGUUGAUUUUUGACAUAAACUCAACACUUUUGAGCGUAAACAAAACCAUUUUAUGAAUCAUGGGAACUUGAACAGUAGGAAGAUGUAACUAGCUUCAUGGGUAAUUUCUGAAGACAGGUCCCCUUUAAGCCUCGUCUCAGCAAAUAUUUCCAAGGAAUAGUAAUCCAUGUAUAUCAUGGUUGGCUCCAGACUACCAGAGCAGGAGCUGCUCUUCUAUUUUUGGCUCACAGAGGGUGUCCUGAGCCAGGGGCCCCUGCAUAUGGACAGCGGUUGUCUUCAACCACCUAUAGCCACACAUUUUUUGAGAAUCUAAGGUAAUUAUGUCAAGAUCUACCUAAGAAUAAGGGGCAGCUAGACCAAUACAAUGGCUCUUAUUUUUCUCAAGAUUAAUUGUCUGACAGGUGCUCUUGCUCCACCAGAAAAUUCAUACAUUUUCAUCCAGGCCAUACAUGCAUCAGCCAUCUUAGUUUGUGGCUAAAAGAUCUUUUGGGCAAAAAUUUCUGAAUUGCCUUCAUAAUGAUGGAUCAUGGGCCACUUUGGAAAGUAUGAGUUCCAUCUGGUUUGUUGGCUUUCCACCCAACCAAGAUGACGCUGUUUAGGCAAGGCAGGUCAUAGAAAGCUCUAUUUACACAAAGCAACGGCCAAGUAACUAUACUCUGAUGGUCUGGAGAUGGUUCAUGUUAUUAUUACUUAUGCUUAAACAAUCAAUGUUAAACCUUCAGCUCUAAAUCAUCGUUCAGCAAGACCUUAAAAAUUAUAUAGCCUCAUGCAGGAACAAUCCACCCAUCCAACCAAAGUAUGGUUCUCUGUACCCAUGUAGGGUACAUAUUGCACAUAGAAUCUGUCUUGUACAGUCCAGCCAUCUUGAGCAUUGUACAGUUGAAUUAUCCAUGGUAUGAUCUUGUGCGCUAGACUUGUGCAAAAUCAUUCAUCCAUCCAGACGAUUAUUCGACUGCCUUUUUGAAGACCUUCAUCCAACUAAAUACUGAGCUGCAUUCUUACACAGCUCAGUCCGUCUAUCCAACUGCAUUGCACGGCACUCCAACAAUUCUUAAUAGUCCAUUUAUCCAAGACUUUGUACUUAACACCUACCUAAAGCUUCUGCAACAGCCGUCCAUUUAGUCUUGGACAAUAUAGACACAUCUCAUGGAUCGCCUCACCGACUAAUGCACAGAGCUCAGUGCACCAUAUUAUAAAUUAAGCCAUCCAAAAUGACGGUUCGUUGGUGGUAUGCAACAAAAAAUUGCAUCAAAACUCCAGGGUGGCACUGGAGCCCUAUGGACAGGAAUGGGAGGACAUUAACCCUGUCCUAGUCUUUUUGAAGAAGACGAAUCAUGACAUUCUACUUGUCCUAUGCCUUCCCGUGACAAAUUGGACUAAAGAAGUACGCUCCUACCAUGUGUUUUUGUAGGGGUCUCUAGAAGUCCAUAAUUAACCUGAGAACCAAUCAUUCAUCAUGAAGUGUAACUGCUUAGCCACAAAGCGUCCUAUCGUCCCCAUGUAUGACUGGCAGUAAUCAGGUAACCUUGUGUAAUUGCACUUUAAAUUCCAAAGACAAUCUAAGCAAACUGCUAAUGUGGAUUACAACUCCGUCCAUCUGUGGUUUUAUAUUAAUGAUGAGUGUCGCCCCUAGUGGAGGUGACUCGAGACACUAUAGCGCUAUAUGUCAUGUAUAUGAAGUAGGAGAACUCGGCCAUCGAGGCUUUUUUACUGUGGUUUAUUUAUAUCAUUUGCUUUUAAUGACUGUUUCUGUUUGAUAUUCCGAUCCUCUUUUUCUCUCCCAUAAUCCUUGUUUCAUCCCUUUAUCAGCCGGCACAGUCACUUCUCUGAUGUCUUCACUCAUUUCACUUUGUAAUUAUUUGUAAAGGGAUCAAAUGUGUUGUGGACCCUUUGAAAAGUGCAUUGUUACUAUAUAUGAAUAAAAAAAGAUUAAAACUUU